UGUCAUGCCGCACGUGACAGGGGCGUUACCUUUGUGGAGCUCGACCCCCUUGUUUUUUCCCCCUCCAAUCAUUUCUCAUUCAGUACUUCCUGUGAAAGGUAAACAAAUGGCGCUCCGCACUUCAAACCAGAAAAUGAUUCAAAAUGUAAGCCGAAAACGGAAAUUUAAGAGUUCAAAAUGCCCAGACAGAAGAAAAAAUAUAAUGUUCGCUUUCCACCCGGACGCAUCAAGAAAAUAAUGCAAAAGGAUACAGAUGUUGGGCGAAUCGCAACAGCUGUACCAGUCAUCAUAUCUAAAGCUUUAGAAAUGUUCCUCAGAUCUCUUCUCAGCAUGACCUGUAAAAUAACCCAAUCCAGGAAGAGCAGAGUGAUGUCCAUCAAUCACAUGAAACAGUGCAUCCAUUCAGAGAGGUUGUUUGACUUCCUGAAGGAUUUGGCAGAUCAAGCCAACACUGCGUCAACAUCAGAGUGCAAAACUAAGGGCAAAUGGCAGUCACACAGGAAACGGUGGCAAAGUGUGUCUAUCAAAGCCAGGUCACCUGAGAGGGAGGAGCCACCCCAAAAAUCCACCAAUGAUCUGGUCAUCAACAGUGAUUCAUCCAGUGAGUCUGAGCUGUUCAUUUGCUUGGAAACUCAUUCACCUUGACCGGGCUUCUGAAAAAGUGAGAUUUAUACUGAUCAUGAAGUUCAUGUGUACAACUAACAUUUUAUCUAUAUCAAUCCAGUAUUUUAAUUUCUCACUUUAUUUUGAAGUUUCGCAAGACGCAUCAACCUCUCACUGAAAACUGCAGUAUUAUUUUUGAAGACACAACAAGGUGUUAGUUAUUCUUAGCAUGUGACAUAUUUAAUUUUUAAUUUGUGAAAUUGCUCUGUUGUGGUAUUGUAAUGACCAUGAAAUGAAUUCUAUAUUUUUUGUUUUCAUUUUUAUUUCAAGUUUUCCAGGGAGUUUUAAAUUCCAAUAGGGAAGAAAAUAAUUUGUUUAUUAUAUAAUAUAGUUUUUGUGAUAGUGAGCAGCUCCACUAUUUUUUUUUUUCAGUUGGAUUCACAAUUAAAACUGUAGUUUGACCUGUCUUAUGUUUAUAAUCUAAGCUGUGACUUAUGUGUUCCAAUAUUUAUAGAUCAAGGUAAAAAUUUAUUAUUUAUCAUAUUUAAAUGCAAGUCACUGGUUUUGUUAAACAUUAAUUAUCCACAGUAGGUUGUAGGGUUCUUUAAGUUGCAUAUUGUAUGAAAAGGUCAAUUGUAUUAUAUAGUGAAUAUUCUAUAAAGUAUAUUUUAAUGUCAAUAUUGUAUAAAUAUGCAUUUCUACUCUUAACCUAACUACUGUGAUGAAUGACAAAAGAGACAAUAUGUAGUAAAAAAAAAAAAAGUUUAAAACCAAGAUAUUAUUGCAAAAUAAUGGCUGAAUAAAAUAUCUGAGGAUGUUUCAAAGGUAAUUUUAUUUUAAGUAAAUUAUGUUCUUUGUAUGGUCACAAAUUGUGAUGCAAAAAAAUAUACAAUAAAUUAAAAGUAAAUUUCUUUUUCUGGAUCAUAAUUUGGGGCAAUACAUCCAAUUUUUCUUCCUUUACUGUGGGCCUUUGAAUUGUUUUGCUUUCCUUUUCAAGCAUUUCAAACAUAACAGCAGCUGAAAGCCCUUUAAAGGCUGAAAUACAGUACUUUCAGUGAUACAAAGCAAACAGAAAAGCAGUCAUCUAAAAAUAACUAGUUGUGCAUUUUACAUGAUUUUCUUUUUAAUAUAGUCUGUUUGACAAAAGAAACAUCUUGUUGUCAAUAUGAAUGAGUAAAAAUCACAUGUUCAUAAUACUAUUAGAUGAAAUGACACAAAAAAACAUGGUCAUGUACAUGAAUAAUUCCGUUUCAGUCAAAAAAAAAAAAAAAAAA
This is a messenger RNA of Pimephales promelas (fathead minnow), 1877 nucleotides long. Its product is annotated as dr1-associated corepressor. Gene Ontology annotation, molecular function: core promoter sequence-specific DNA binding; RNA polymerase II general transcription initiation factor activity; protein heterodimerization activity. NCBI's taxonomy places the organism in Eukaryota, Metazoa, Chordata, Actinopteri, Cypriniformes, Leuciscidae. Gene Ontology annotation, biological process: transcription by RNA polymerase II. The record is from RefSeq and is a predicted model, not a curated record. Gene Ontology annotation, cellular component: nucleus; negative cofactor 2 complex.